Penicillium maclennaniae is the source of this 915-nucleotide messenger RNA. Its product is annotated as putative NUDIX family hydrolase. Gene Ontology annotation, biological process: ribose phosphate metabolic process; nucleoside phosphate metabolic process. The record is from RefSeq and is a predicted model, not a curated record. Gene Ontology annotation, molecular function: ADP-ribose pyrophosphatase activity; ADP-glucose pyrophosphatase activity. NCBI's taxonomy places the organism in Eukaryota, Fungi, Ascomycota, Eurotiomycetes, Eurotiales, Aspergillaceae. The coding region runs from base 1 to 915 and encodes 304 amino acids. The transcript is spliced from 2 exons.
AUGCUCUCUGGACUGCGCCCAACCGCGCGGCAUAUGAAAGUCACACCCGGGCGCCUGGGACAAUCAGGAACCAGACUCGCCCAAGCCACAAUGUCAACUUUCACCAUCCCAGGAUCCGAUGUACGCGUCAAGAGCAUCCGGGAUCUGUCCCGCGAAGACCUGCUGUCAUUUCCCCCGUUCAAGAUUUGGAUCCAGACGCUGCAGCAGUCAUUGGGCCGGCAGCAGAAUUCAUCACACGAGUUUCACCAUGACCCAUAUACGCUGCGCAGCAUUGACAUCCAGUCCAUUGACCGCUUCGGAGGCAAGCGGCUCGGGUUCGUCAAAUUGAAAGCCGACGUGUCGAACAAGAGCGGCGAGUCAUUGCCUGGAAGUGUCUUUUUACGAGGUGGCAGUGUUGGCAUGCUUCUUAUCUUACAACCGGAUGAUAUUCCUGCCAACGAGGAAAAAGGAGAACGGGCCAUUCUCACGAUUCAGCCUCGGAUUCCGGCUGGAUCUUUGGCAUUUGCUGAGAUUCCAGCUGGCAUGUUGGAUGACAGUGGGACUUUUGCUGGAGGUGCAGCGAAGGAGAUUGAAGAGGAGACUGGGUUGUCUGUUCAACAGGACGAGCUGAUCGAUAUGACUUCCUUGGCUCUGCAGUCUGCUCAAGACGAAAACGGAGAGAAUCUGCAGCGAGCAGUCUAUCCAUCAGCUGGAGGGAGUGAUGAGUUCAUUCCUCUCUUCUUGUGUCGGAAGCGAAUGCCGAGGAAGGAAAUUGAAGAGCUACAGGGGAAGCUGACGGGCCUGCGGGAUCAUGGGGAAAAGAUUACUUUGAAGAUUGUUCCUCUAAAGGACCUUUGGAAGGAAGGAUUGAGGGAUGGUAAGACACUAGCUGCGUGGGCUCUUUACCAGGGACUUCAACAGGAAGGGAAGAUCUAG